Molecule: messenger RNA, 1899 nt
Organism: Hyalella azteca
Lineage: Eukaryota; Metazoa; Arthropoda; Malacostraca; Amphipoda; Hyalellidae
Product: CTD small phosphatase-like protein 2-A
Exons: 10
Coding region: 531-1778 (415 amino acids)
Molecular function (GO): phosphoprotein phosphatase activity
Source: RefSeq, a predicted model, not a curated record
UGUGCAUUGUGCAGGUAUGUUUUAGCUAUGAGUAAGCUUUCGAUGCUUGUCUGUGCAUGGGUAACAUAGAGCACACCGAAAAAUUCAUUUCGUAAUACCAAAAACAGGGCACCUCCAUCUGUAGCCCUCGCUCUCAUUUGCUACUGUAUCUCUGGCUAUCUCGAGACUACCAUUCGGUUUCGCGUAAUCUCUCUAGACGGCAUGGAAUUUUUGAAGAAAGCAGCCCAACAGAUGUGCAACUCUUGGUAAAGCUAGCAACGUGCAUUAUUCAUUUCUUGUGUUGCUGAUCGACACGUGACAGUUCAAGGGACAUCUGUCUGCACUCAAGAAUCGGGAAACACCAGCGACUGUUGGAAUUUGCAUCUUCGUUAAAGGUUGAACUGUAGUUAUUUUGAAAUUCAAUCUCCUGACAUCAACAGUGCACUGAAAAUUCGUGGUAUAAGCCACGACAAUGCUCCUACCUCUAAGAACCUCAGUCAUUCUCGAUAAUCGUACAUGUCGUUCGUCGUUGCGUGAAGCAAAAUCGUGCCAUGAAGACAUCACCUUUGAACGGCCCUCUGUGCCACAUCAAUUACUCUGCUGAGACAACCUUCUCACACACUGCCUUCUUCAACACUGCAGCUGAUGACCAGCCGGCAGAGAAGCGCUGUUCCACACCCGCACAAGCGACCCAUGCCCUCAACGCUACCGAGCUCAUCUCGCAGGGCGACCAGCUGUACCGCGGCCACCGCUCGUCCCUGCCAUCAUGUCAUGAGGAAAUCCAAAGUUGCGCGGCGGGACAGGAGACAGCCAUGAAUCAAGAAGACAAUUUCACUGACGAUCACACGAACUGCAAAGAAAAAGACGCCGAUGGAAGAGCCGGAGCCUGUAAACUCAAAGACCGGCCGCCUCACGCCCGACGGUCCACACAGCACACACACGACAUAUCCCCACACACAGGAACGGAAGGUCAAAAUCACUUACUGGACAACGGAGGCAGUAUUGACGGAGAUGAAGAUGAUGACGAUAACGACCUAGAGAUGGCAAUCAAUGAAGACGGAGCUACACAAGACCUGAUCUGCCAGAGCAGUGAAGUCUCCAGCAGAAAUUCCAGCCAAACAAGCGACAGUCAGUGUGACGAAGGGUACGACGAGUGGGAGACGUUCGACCCUUACCUCUUCAUCAAGCACCUGCCUCCCCUCACGCCUGAGAUGCACGCCCGCAACCCUGCGCUGCCGCUCAAGACGCGCAGCUCGCCUGAGUUCACACUCGUGCUUGAUCUCGACGAGACUCUGGUGCACUGCAGCCUGCAGGAGCUGGAGGACGCAAGCCUGAGCUUUCCUGUGGUCUUCCAGGACGUGCAUUACCAAGUCUUCGUCAGGACGCGGCCAUAUUUUAAGGAGUUCUUGGACCGCGUGAGCCGCCUCUACGAAGUUAUCCUCUUCACGGCGAGCAAGAAAGUCUACGCCGACAAGCUCAUGAAUCUGCUCGACCCACACAGGAAGUGGAUCAAGUUUCGACUUUUUCGAGAGCACUGCGUGUGCGUUCAAGGCAAUUACGUCAAAGACCUCACCAUUUUGGGAAGAGAUCUUUCUAAGACCAUAAUAAUUGACAACUCUCCGCAAGCUUUCGGUUACCAGUUAAACAACGGCAUCCCUAUCGAAAGUUGGUUCAUCGACAAAGAAGAUCGAGAGCUGCUGAAGCUACUGCCUUUCCUCGAGUCACUUGUUGGGUCGGAGGAUGUACGGCCGCUCAUAAGACAGCGAUACAAGCUGGAAAGCUCACUGCCGCCUGACUAACUUCAUCUUUUGUUCUGCAUUCCUCUACAGCUUUCGUGGUUAUCAUGACAGUCCUGUACAAGUUUAGCUAGUUGUGCAGGGCCUAUACUUUCAAAAUUCGCUAAGUGAACGUAAGUAUUUA